This is a messenger RNA of Populus euphratica (Euphrates poplar), 1865 nucleotides long. RefSeq lists its product as uncharacterized. The record is from RefSeq and is a predicted model, not a curated record. Bases 376 to 1719 code for a protein of 447 amino acids. The transcript has 9 exons. Lineage: Eukaryota; Viridiplantae; Streptophyta; Magnoliopsida; Malpighiales; Salicaceae.
CCUUUUUUCGUACAAGGAUAUUUAUAGAGGCAGCUAGGACUAUCCCUCCCAUCUUCAAGUGGAGAGGACAAAAAAAAUCAAUCAAUUGAGGGAGCAAGCACUGUGACAUUGCAAUUUGCAGUGCCAGCUGACAUGACGCCCGGUGGAAAAAGUGUAGACCCACUUUCUUUCAAGUUUCCUCCAAAACGUGGUUCCUUUUCAGCGCAUUAAUGGCCCAUUCAGGGCUAAAGACAUAAGGUUUCUAAAGCAAACACAGUAUAUAGGCAGGGCUGAUGUAGAAAUUUUUGUUGAGGUGCUGAAGCAGAAUAUUAAUUGGCUAUGAUCCCUCGAAAUCUCACUUUCUGAUGUUAAUUUUCUUGAUCUACACAAAUUGAAAUGGCGCUUUCUGUAGAUCGCUAUCGUUGUGGAUUGACUGAAAAGGAUCGUUCUGAAAGAAGCAAGAGAUUUGAAUCAACAGCAGCUGUGAAGUUGCAGAAAGUUUACAGGAGUUAUCGUACCCGUCGCAGGUUAGCAGAUUCUGCUGUGGUUGCUGAAGAGCUCUGGUGGCGAGCUUUAGAUUAUGCAAGGCUCAAUCACAGCACAGUUUCCUUCUUCAGUUUUGAUAAACCUGAAACAGCAGCAUCGCGGUGGAGUAGGAUCAGCUUGAAUGCUUCAAAGGUCGGAAAAGGUUUAGGCAAAGAUGCCAAGGCACAAAAAUUAGCUUUCCAGCAUUGGAUUGAAGCUAUUGAUCCGAGGCAUCGGUAUGGCCAUAAUUUGAAUUUGUACUAUGAAGAGUGGUGUAAAACAGAUGCAUUGCAGCCAUUUUUCUACUGGCUGGAUAUUGGAGAUGGUAAAGAAAUUGAUCUCAAAGACUGUCCAAGAACUAGACUUCGCCAAGAAUGCAUUCAGUAUCUAGGACCCCAAGAGAGAGAACUGUAUGAAUACAUCAUUGCUGAAGGAACAGUGGUGCACAAACAAAAUGGCAAUCUCCUAGAUACAAAUCAAGGAUUGGAAGGUUCAAAAUGGAUAUUCGUGAUGAGCACCUGCAGAAAACUAUAUGCUGGAGAGAAAAAGAAAGGAGCAUUUCAUCACUCGAGCUUCCUUGCUGGAGGGACUACUCUGGCUGCUGGGAGACUAACAGCAGAAAAUGGAAAGCUCAGGUCUAUAUCAGCAUAUAGUGGGCAUUACCGUCCAACUAACCAGAACCUUGGCGGCUUCUUGGCCUUCCUCGAAGAAAAUGGGAUCAACCUCAAUGAAAUUCGGGUACUUACACCAGAAGAUAGUGAAAGCUGUGAAUCAAGGGAAUUGUCUCAAGACAAAAGUAAAUUCGGUUGGUCAAUGGAUUCCAAGCCGUCUAAACUUCAUGCUUCGAGUAAAAUUAACAAUUACCAACCUUCUGAAUCAUCCAUGCCUUCAAAAGCCACAAGAACAUGCAGUUACAAGAGGAUGUUGUCGGCCAAUAUCCAGAACACAAAAGCAAAUGUACCAAAGAAGGAAAUAUUGCAGAGGAUCAAAUCCAAGAACGAAGCUAGCUCAUACCAAUUAGGGCACCAACUGUCUUUGAAAUGGUCAACUGGAGCUGGUCCAAGAAUAGGGUGUGUUGCAGACUACCCUCUGAAACUAAGGGAGCAAGCCCUCACGUUUGUUUACCUCUCACCCAGUGAUGAUCUGCACAAGCCAUCUGCUUCUGAACUUCCAGGUUGUCUCCUCUCUAUAAUAGAUCUUUGUACGAUGAUGUAACAGAGAUUCAUCAACCAUCUUUUCAAAAGCCAGCAUUGCCGAUGACUUCGCUUUCUAUUCCUGUAAUCCCUUUGUUGUUGAAGUUUGAACUGAAGUCAUUGCUGAAUGCUAAUGAGCUAUACCUAAUGCUAUAAUGUCCUCUCUUU